Messenger RNA from Trichoplusia ni (cabbage looper), 7370 nucleotides. It is a transcript of the gene Art4, whose product is annotated as histone-arginine methyltransferase CARMER. Bases 162 to 1760 code for a protein of 532 amino acids. Lineage: Eukaryota; Metazoa; Arthropoda; Insecta; Lepidoptera; Noctuidae. The transcript has a single exon. Gene Ontology annotation, molecular function: protein-arginine N-methyltransferase activity. Gene Ontology annotation, biological process: peptidyl-arginine methylation. The record is from RefSeq and is a predicted model, not a curated record.
AAAACAGCACGCUGCCAACCAUAGACAAUAGAGGGAGGAAGUUUGUGAAUGAUCGAUUUUACGCCGGCCUCCUGAACUUCUCAACGACAUUUUUCUUUGUUUGCCGUAACGCGCGUGGACAAUAUUAAGUGUAGCCGUGAGUUUGCGUACACAUUGAUAAAAUGGCGAACACGUUUCGCGCGGUGACGGUGUCGGCGGUGAGCGGCGAAGGAGCGCUCACAGCGCGCUUCAAUUUUCCGACAAACGUAAACGUGGAUUACGACCCGCAAGGGUUGAGUGUAAAAGUGAUUCGUGCGGACCCUGUGCUGGCCCAGGAGGUGCUCGAAUUCCCUGUCCACAGCCAAAGUGAGUGUUCGCGAGUGGCGGGUCAAUCGUACAUAUUCACGAUUGACAAUGAAACGCUAUUCUUCAAGUUCGCGUCAGACGCCGACUGUCAGGCCUUCCACCUGCUGGUCACAAAGACGAAGGCGGGCAGGUCGUCGUCAGUGUUCACGGUACGCACAGAAGACUCGUCGGCAAUGCAAUACUUCCAAUUUUACGGGUACUUGAGUCAACAGCAAAACAUGAUGCAGGAUUACGUGAGAACGAGCACGUAUCAGCGCGCCAUUCUGUCGAAUAUCAAUGAUUUUAAGAAUAAAGUGGUAUUGGACGUGGGAGCGGGCUCAGGUAUCUUGUCAUUUUUCGCUGCUCAGGCAGGUGCGCGUAAAGUGUACGCAGUAGAGGCCAGCAACAUGGCCCAUCACGCGCAGGCGUUAGUCAGAGCAAACGGUCUUCACGACCGCAUCACUGUCGUCGCUGGGAAGAUCGAGGAGAUAGAACUACCUGAGAGUGUAGAUGUUAUUAUUUCAGAGCCCAUGGGCUACAUGCUGUACAACGAGCGUAUGUUAGAAACAUACUUGCAUGCGAAGAAGUGGCUGAAACCCAACGGCAACAUGUACCCAACGAGAGGGGACCUCCAUAUAGCACCAUUCACUGAUGAUGCUUUGUUCAUGGAACAAUACAACAAAGCCAACUUCUGGUACCAGACUUGCUUCCAUGGUGUUGACUUGAGUGCAUUGCGCACUGCUGCCAUGAAAGAGUACUUCAGACAGCCCAUUGUUGACACUUUCGACAUUCGUAUUUGCAUGGCAAGGUCAGAAAGACAUGUAGUAGACUUCUUGAAUGCACAUGAGACAGAUUUACAUCGAAUUGAAAUUCCGUUCAGAUUUGAACUUACACAGUCAGGUACUUGCCAUGGACUAGCAUUUUGGUUUGAUGUAUUGUUUGCGGGUGCCACACAGCAUAUAUGGCUGUCAACUGCACCUACGGAACCGUUAACACAUUGGUACCAAGUGCGGUGCCUGUUAGAGACCCCUAUAUUUGCUAAACAGGGUCAAGCACUCACUGGGCGCGUGUUAUUAUUGGCUAACAAACGCCAGAGUUAUGAUGUCACAAUGGAUAUUAAUCUAGAAGGUACCAACAUUUCAUCGUCUAAUACUCUGGAUCUGAAGAACCCUUACUUCAGGUACACGGGAGCGCCGGCUGCUCCGCCACCCGGCGUGAACAGCAGCUCGCCGAGCGAAACAUACUGGAACUCUAUUGAGUCUACGGCCUCCUUGAGCAAUGGACAAGGCGUCAUGCUCACUGAUGCCGCCCAGCAGUACUGCUCGACCCCAGACCAGACCAUUGCAUAUGGAGCACACCCUAACAUGAUCAAAACAGUGAUGCUUCAGGAGGAGUUCAUCAAGAGGAUCGGGAUAAGUCAAAAUGGGGACAUAUAAUCCGCAAAGUCGCGCAGAGCGCGUCUUAGGGCAAUAAGGAACCGCCGUAAUCGGUUGUGAACUAUCUUCCGUUCAGACUUUAUAGUGUGUAAGCGGACUUAUUUAUUGUAAUACAUCACAGUGACACAAUCAUGUAACUAGAGACUGCUCGCCUUGUAAAUUAAGUAAAAAGUGAAAUGGUAAUCAAAGGCAAUAAGUUGAGCCUUCUCUGUGAAAUGUUUAGUUUUGGAAGUACCGACGCUUAUUAGUGUUAAUUUAAACACACAUAGAUGGAUGACACGUGAAAUUUUGAUGUAAAUAUUCUAUAGUUGGACAAGGAUUGGCGAGACUGGCCAGACAAAGUCCGUCUUAGGCUAGGCAGCUCCGCGGCUAGUAAUUGUACUAUUAAUAUAGUCCAAGUACAUUUAGGGUAAGCAAUAAGUGCUGAAUUAAAAGAUAAUGCCUAUCAUUGUCAAUACUCAUUUAUCAUUAUUGGAGUCAGGCUCAAUCAUUAGGUAGAUAGACGCAGCCAGUGUAAAACCAGUCCAUAACGAAAUACCUUCUGUCUGCCAGUCAACACUAGAGAUCGCGAAUUAUGAAAAUUUACUUAUGUCAAAUAUUUUUAUACACUGCACUUUAGCCAUAGAUUGUGUAAAAAAUCCUUUUUGUAAAUAUAGGGUAAAGUGAUCAAUUUUUUUCUGGAACAUUAAUAUUGAGCAAAUAAUCAGUAUUGUAUGUGUUCUUAUUACUUGAUGAACAUAUGAAAACUAUGGAUUUUGUAUUGUAAGUCUAACACUAUAGAAAUGUGGGCAAGGAUCUGCUAUUUUUCAUUGUAGUAACAUUGGUGCUCGAUCCUCUAUUGCACAAAAAUAGAUCAGACAACAUGACUACCUCAGGAUUUGGCAGACAAUUGGAUCUCUUAUAUCUGAGCUGAGAUUCUAUUGCAAGCAAAAUCAUUGUUACUUAAAACAUUAGCACUUUACACAAGACACCAAAAUUACUUAGAUAAACGAACACGCCAUAUAAAAUGUGUGUCGCGAUAUUGCUUGCAGGAAAACUGGGCUCUACAGAAGAUAUCAUGACAAUUUUUGUAUCAUAAAGAUCACAUUAUUUGCCAUAACAGCUCUGAGUAAAAGUGGAAUGAAAUCAUUUUAGUUAGCUCAUAGCAAUCUCAAAUAGACUGAAAUAUAAUGUAGGUGUAAAAUACAAUUUUAAAGUACUUGAUUUACAGAUCUAUAAAAACACAAGCUUUACCUCAAACAUCUGUGUGUUAAUUUCAGUGUCUAAUAAUUGUGUAAACAUUGUAUCAAGCCAAAUCAGUAUCUAAAUAUAGUCCUUAAACAACAGUGCUGUUGCUGACUUAUUCCUUUAUUUUCACUGACGCUUAGUGUAAAAUUUAUAUAUCUACAAUCUAUUUUAACACAAGGAGUACUUAAUGAAAUAUUUUUGAACAUUAUUUUGCAGAGCUUAUAGAUAUCUCGAAAGUGCCUCGAACCAUUCCCCUUAUAUUCAGAGCUAUAGACAUUAAAUCACAUUAGAUGUGGCAACAUUUAACUUAGCGUUUCUCGCGGGCGAGGUGACCAUUUUCAAAUUGUAAGUGCUUUUAAUGUCUUGUAGUUUCAUCUACUGUAUGACUAGGUGCUGUCAAUAUGUUUGGGGUCUAUAUUAACCCAGUGUUUAAGGGCUUAAAAGGUAAUUUAAGGCCCUUUUUUUCGUUAUGAUUUUGAAUGUUGCCAUAUUAUAACGGCCCUUCACCUCGUCCCGCGUAUUAGGGUUUCACUAAGAAGCCAAUAUCACUUGCCAUUUUAACGAAAAUCACUUUUAUUUUAUGAAUAUCAUAGUCUAUAUUCCCUCGGCUAAUUAGUGAUAGGCCACUUAUUAAAAUAACACCAAUGUGCUAAAAAUGAAAAUUUAAUUGAGCCAAAUUGAUUUCAAUUAGUUUGGUGGACUCGUGGCUGUUGUUGCUACGAUUGAUGUCUCAUACGCUAAUAUUUAAAUAUUAUAACGACUUAUACUUGAAAUAGGUAGACAGAGGUGUAUUGCACCGAGUUUGGCUGUUACGAAGAUUACAAUAAGUUAUUGAAGUAAUCGAUAAUGAAAACGUAUCAUCACUGCUUACUCGAUUUAGAAUAAGAGUGAUAUUACUAGAGAUUAAUGUAAUGUCUACGUUGCGUAGUACUUUGACGGAUCUCUUGAUAUGAGAAGCAAAGGACGUAAGAUUUAAGACGUGGCCUACGUAUGUUAGCCACAAUAGUUUAGGUAAUAAAUGCGAAAUAAUAAGAAGCAUCCAGAAAUUGUGGGAUGCUAUAGAUGCAGUCAUUAGAUUAACUUAACAGUUAGGCCUUGUGUACAUACUGUUUUUUUUUUGGAAAAGUACGGUCGAUUGUGCAUGUGUUUUGAUGGAGUCUCUAUCACUCAACUUUUUGUUCGGCAGUCUUAUGGUCAUUUGGACAAAUAGCUGUACAAAGAUUUUUCUGUCUUUGGAAAAAUCCUGCCUGCAUCGUCUGCUCAGCAGGGAGUGCAGCCAAGGUUGUUUCAUUGUCUUUACAUUCGUCGUGAUGCGAGUGCUUGUCAGUUGUGUCGGAUAGUGACGGCAAUUGAUGGCACUGCUUCAUCGCAAUGAACUUGGAUCAUCAUCGCUGUUCAGCGACAGCUCUGUAUGUUUCUAGCGGUCCAUCCAACAGUAAAUGUUAGUCGGGUUGUAUCCAGCAAUCAGGUUAAUUGAAUACAUCUUUUCCUAAAAAGUCUGUACAUGUUCGAAUCAACCGUAGUUCUUCACCGCAAAAAAACAUCUGUACAAGAGGCUUUAGGUAAGAAAAAGUAUAAAUACCAGAACGACUUGCAGCUGCACCUAAAUAAGAAACUAAGUGAGAAAUAAUUAAAUUUUCAUUUAUAGCAACAUCUAGACAGAUUAUGUAAAUAAGAACAAUUUGUAAGAUUUGCGUUUUUUUUUUUCAAUUCACAUCACGGUUGUGUAUCUAAUAAAUCAUUUGUAUAUCAGAGUAGUGUGCUUAUAAUACAAUUUUACUAAUGGGUGGGUUAUAUUUUCGAUUAUUUUAAGACGGUUUAUACUUAAACUAUGCACUAUGCAUGUACUGCAGAUUAUUUCUUAGGAUUGUUGCUAUUGUGGAAGCAAGAAGGAUUAAUGCACAGUACAGUGCUUUGUCUUGCUUUCACAAUGGCGAUAGACCCAUUUUCAGGUAGUUGAAUUGACACUUGAAGUCCGUUUUAUUGUCAUUGCAAGUUCAGUGUGUACCUGUAUUUUUUGUUCCACACAAUCUUUGAAAAGAUUACCGAUACUGCUAAGAGCCAUGAGCAAAAUUAUUUUUUUGGAAUUUUGCCAGUAAAAAAUCUACGAUGUAAAUAUAUUUUUGUUCAUGGUUGAGUAGUGACGUCAUCUUUUCAAAAGUCAAAUUUGUCAUCUAAUUCUUAGCUGUAUGAACUGUUUGAGUGGAGAGCACUAGAUUUAGUGUUUAUUUUGAGGGUAGUAAAUACUGCGUUUGUAAUGUUUUUCGAACGUUCUAAAAAGAAACUUUUGUCAUGUCUUGAAAUUUACCGAAAGAUGAGGGGAAAUACAAUGCUGAUUCGAUUUUAAGUUAAAUUCUAACCCAAAGUCGUAAUUCUCUUGUUGAAUCAGCAACGCUCGUCAUCUUUUGUUCUAUUUAACGACCUUCCAAAAGGUUCUUAGAACGGACAGAGUUUAUGCACCUAAGGGUAAAUAGUUUGAUCUACUUUGUAAAACCAGUACCCACAUACUACUAUCAAAAUAUCUCCUAAUUCGUAAUUCGUAAAUAUUCAGCAACAUAAUCCACCAUAUUAGUCGAAUUUAUUGAUAAUUAUCGAAGUAUAAAUCGGUCAAUUUUAUGCAUUUGACAUAAAUAAAAUUGUAAGCGGUAUUUUAACUCUUUGGAUGUUACGUAAUAGCAUUUAAUGAUCAAGUUAUAUCAUUCAGAUAAAUAGUUUUUAUAUUAGAUUCGACUGUGAAAAGGUUCCAUGACUGGACAAUGUCUGUCUUCCAAUGCUUAAAAAUACUUCUUUUAUAUAAUACAAGAUACAUUAUUUUCAUUCAAGAGUUAAAAGACUGUUCUUCUGAAGUCAUUUUUGAAAGACUAUUUGAUUAAAUGUUUGAACCAAAAUCGAUGUCGUAAAAUAAAAUUACUUGAAAGUCCCUAAAACAAAUGAAAUGUAAUUCUAGUCUUUCAAAAAUUUCUUCACCAAAGUUGAUUUUAAGAGGAAUCUGAUUUUGUAUGUAGCCUGUAUGACAAGUUAGAACAAUUUUUUUUUCGUAAAGAAUUAUUUUUUGGAUAUUGUUCCUAUACACUGCUAGUGCGUACUAGCGAAAAAUCUGUUUAUCUCUUCCAUAAUCCAAAUUUCAAGCAAAUUGUUAUGUGAUAUUUGUUUCCUUUACCGUUGUACAUGUCUGCGGUCUAUCACCACUUCGUAAAGUCUUGCAGAUGUUUGAUAGAGACACCGCUCUGCUGUGCCCUAUCUUGCUUCUACUAAUGCAAGUCUGUCGAAGGUAGUGGAUGAUCCAGCCCCUGUUAUAUUUCAUCACUCGUUAAUUAUUAGUCAUAAACAAACCUUUUAAAAUCUCCCCAAACUUUGUGUUUAUACAGGACUUGAGCCAAAACUCGAAGUUGAUCAAUAAUUUUGACACAGAGUUGACGAUAGUAUAACUUUUCUUUCGCUUCUCUGGGAAACCGACGUUUUAGAGUCCCCUGAAACGCAAAGGUUUUUAAGAGCAAAUUUCAUGAUUAAUUUCGAAUUUUGACAUAAGUUUUCCGUAGUAACUCAGGAUGUGGGAUAAAUGGAGAAAAUCUUGGCUGACUGGGUUCAUCGCAAGCAGCGCAAGUUUCUAAUACCCGACGAAAUACGUCUGCAGCGAUGCGUGCUUACGUGCGAAGUUUGAUGAGUUUGCAUGGCGGUAAUCGCUUUGAGACCUCUAUUAAGGCAUUGGAAACUUCCGUUGCUUCGCGUAACAGAAAUGAAUUGUUUACGACGUUUGGAUUUUAAGUGAAUUAAGAGAAACCUCGACAAUGUCAUAAAAUUAUGCAUGCGACAUGUCGAAUGAUAGGAAUCCUUGCAUCUUUUUCUCUCUUUUCCUCGUCCUGGGAUACAUUGAAGUGUUACGCAAGGAAUUAGAUCGAUCUCCUGGUGGUCACCUUCCUAAUUCUAAGGCGUAUGUUAACUUUACGUGGUACGCACCUGUAGUGCAUCAAAAUGGGUGCAGAAUAGAAGAAUACGUGAAUUUUGUAACUUUAAGAGCAAAUAAUGGUGCCUAACACGGCAGUCGAUUCACCAGGCCAUGGCUUAUAUUGCGAUAGGCUUACAGUUAAAUACUAGGAAAUAUUAAAAUUGUACUUCAUAAUGUCUAAAGUUAAGAUGAAUGUCUGUGCCCCGAUACGGUUUCGAGUAAUUCUUUAGCGCCUUUUGAUGAAAACAAGAUAUCAAAAAGGUUUUAAGCAAUAAUUAAUUAUAAGAUUAAAUUCUCACGGGUUUCAGGCAAAAUAGUUAUUAAAAUGGCUAGAAUUCUUGGCCAAUGCCCAUAUUUCGCGUUACAAUCCAUGGCCUGUUGCAUUAACUUUAAUUUCACGGCACGUCCACAAUAUUGUUUGUAGAAUAAAAUCAAAA